CAUCCGCAAAAAGGGAGGAGGGAAAAGUGGACCAAUUGGCGACGCCUUCCAGCUCUGGCGCGUGUCAUCUUUUGAGCCCCUAGAUUAAAAAAUAAAUGUGUGGGGUGUGUGUGUGCACGCGCGUGUGUGCGCAUGUGUGUCUUGGGGGCCACAGGUUUUGUGACCUCAGAGACAAAACUGUAGGGAGGGGAAGAACUGGGGAUUCUAGUGAAGCCAAGAUCACCCCCACCACCGCAGCACCUCCCUCCUUCUUUUACUCCGGCCAUCUAAACUCAACCCUGACGGAGGAACUGGAAAGAAUCUUGGCAGUCAUGUGUUUCAGCCCUCCCCCCUCCACAAUUUUGCAGAUUGUAAAGCAUGGCUGUGUGGAUACAAGCUCAGCAGCUCCAAGGAGAAGCCCUUCAUCAGAUGCAAGCGUUAUAUGGCCAGCAUUUUCCCAUUGAGGUGCGGCAUUAUUUAUCCCAGUGGAUUGAAAGCCAAGCAUGGGACUCAAUAGAUCUUGAUAAUCCACAGGAGAACAUUAAGGCCACCCAGCUCCUGGAGGGCCUGGUGCAGGAGCUGCAGAAGAAGGCAGAGCACCAGGUGGGGGAAGAUGGGUUUUUACUGAAGAUCAAGCUGGGGCACUAUGCCACGCAGCUCCAGAACACGUAUGACCGCUGCCCCAUGGAGCUGGUCCGCUGCAUCCGCCAUAUAUUGUACAAUGAACAGAGGUUGGUCCGAGAAGCCAACAAUGGUAGCUCUCCAGCUGGAAGCCUUGCUGAUGCCAUGUCCCAGAAACACCUCCAGAUCAACCAGACGUUUGAGGAGCUGCGACUGGUCACGCAGGACACAGAGAAUGAGUUAAAAAAGCUGCAGCAGACUCAGGAGUACUUCAUCAUCCAGUACCAGGAGAGCCUGAGGAUCCAAGCUCAGUUUGGCCCGCUGGCCCAGCUGAGCCCCCAGGAGCGUCUGAGCCGGGAGACGGCCCUCCAGCAGAAGCAGGUGUCUCUGGAGGCCUGGUUGCAGCGUGAGGCACAGACACUGCAGCAGUACCGCGUGGAGCUGGCCGAGAAGCACCAGAAGACCCUGCAGCUGCUGCGGAAGCAGCAGACCAUCAUCCUGGAUGACGAGCUGAUCCAGUGGAAGCGGCGGCAGCAGCUGGCCGGGAAUGGCGGGCCCCCCGAGGGCAGCCUGGACGUGCUACAGUCCUGGUGUGAGAAGUUGGCCGAGAUCAUCUGGCAGAACCGGCAGCAGAUCCGCAGGGCUGAGCACCUCUGCCAGCAGCUGCCCAUCCCCGGCCCAGUGGAGGAGAUGCUGGCCGAGGUCAACGCCACCAUCACGGACAUUAUCUCAGCCCUGGUGACCAGCACAUUCAUCAUUGAGAAGCAGCCUCCUCAGGUCCUGAAGACCCAGACCAAGUUUGCAGCCACUGUGCGCCUGCUGGUGGGCGGGAAGCUGAACGUGCACAUGAACCCCCCCCAGGUGAAGGCCACCAUCAUCAGUGAGCAGCAGGCCAAGUCUCUGCUCAAGAACGAGAACACCCGCAAUGAUUACAGUGGCGAGAUCUUGAACAACUGCUGCGUCAUGGAGUACCACCAAGCCACAGGCACCCUUAGUGCCCACUUCAGGAAUAUGUCCCUGAAACGAAUUAAGAGGUCAGACCGUCGUGGGGCAGAGUCGGUGACAGAAGAAAAAUUUACAAUCCUGUUUGAAUCCCAGUUCAGUGUUGGUGGAAAUGAGCUGGUUUUUCAAGUCAAGACCCUGUCCCUGCCAGUGGUGGUGAUCGUUCAUGGCAGCCAGGACAACAAUGCGACGGCCACCGUUCUCUGGGACAAUGCUUUUGCAGAGCCUGGCAGGGUGCCAUUUGCCGUGCCUGACAAAGUGCUGUGGCCACAGCUGUGUGAGGCGCUCAACAUGAAAUUCAAGGCCGAAGUGCAGAGCAACCGGGGCCUGACCAAGGAGAACCUCGUGUUCCUAGCACAGAAACUGUUCAACAACAGUAGCAGCCACCUGGAGGACUACAGUGGCCUGUCUGUGUCCUGGUCCCAGUUCAACAGGGAGAAUUUACCAGGACGGAAUUACACUUUCUGGCAAUGGUUUGACGGUGUGAUGGAAGUGUUAAAAAAACAUCUCAAGCCUCAUUGGAAUGAUGGGGCCAUUUUGGGGUUUGUAAACAAGCAACAGGCCCAUGACCUACUCAUUAACAAGCCAGAUGGGACCUUCCUCCUGAGAUUCAGUGACUCAGAAAUUGGCGGCAUCACCAUUGCUUGGAAGUUUGAUUCUCAGGAAAGAAUGUUUUGGAAUCUGAUGCCUUUUACCACCAGAGACUUCUCCAUUCGGUCCCUAGCCGACCGCUUGGGAGACUUGAAUUACCUUAUCUACGUGUUUCCUGAUCGGCCAAAAGAUGAAGUAUACUCCAAAUACUACACACCAGUUCCCUGCGAGUCUGCUACUGCUAAAGCUGUUGAUGGAUACGUGAAGCCACAGAUCAAGCAAGUGGUCCCUGAGUUUGUGAACGCAUCUGCAGAUGCCGGGGGUGGCAGCGCCACGUACAUGGACCAGGCCCCCUCCCCAGCUGUGUGUCCCCAGGCUCACUAUAACAUGUACCCACAGAACCCUGACUCAGUCCUUGACACCGAUGGGGACUUCGAUCUGGAGGACACAAUGGACGUAGCGCGGCGUGUGGAGGAGCUCCUGGGCCGGCCAAUGGACAGUCAGUGGAUCCCGCACGCACAAUCGUGACCCCGCGACCUCUCCAUCUUCAGCUUCUUCAUCCUCACCAGAGGAAUCACUCUUGUGGAUGUUUUAAUUCCAUGAAUCGCUUCUCUUUUGAAACAAUACUCAUAAUGUGAAGUGUUAAUACUAGUUGUGACCUUAGUGUUUCUGUGCAUGGUGGCACCAGCGAAGGGAGUGCGAGUAUGUGUUUGUGUGUGUGUGUGUGUGUGUGCGUGUUUGCACGUUAUGGUGUUUCUCCCUCUCACUGUCUGAGAGUUUAGUUGUAGCAGAGGGGCCACAGACAGAAGCUGUGGUGGUUUUUACUUUGUGCAAAAAGGCAGUGAGUUUCGUGAAGCCUGGAAGUUGGCCAUGUGUCUUAAGAGUGGCUGGACUUUGACAUGUGACUGUUUGAAUAAGAGAAGGACAAAGGGAGGAGAAAGCACAUGUGCUCCAGUGAGUCUUCGUCACUCUGUCUGCCAAGCAAUUGAUAUAUAACCGUGAUUGUCUCUGCUUUUCUUCUGAAAUGUAGAUAACUGCUUUUUGACAAAGAGAGCCUUCCCUCUCCCCCACCCCUGUGUUCUUGGGUAGGAAUGGGAAAAGGGGCAACCUACAAAGAUUGUUGGGGCAAGGGAAGUCACAAGUUUUUGGAUGGGCGGUGGCUUUUCACAAAACAUUUAGCUCAUCUUAUUCUCUCUUUUGUCCUCUCUCCCCUCCUGCCCGCCCGCACCCUGGAAUUGCCACCCAGUUCCUCUGGGUGUGCACAUAUGUUUGGAGAAAUAGAGGAGAGAAAAGAGGGCCAUGUAACCGAGAGCUUACAGUGCCAAUGCCGUUUGUGUUCUGGCCAGAGUGGAGUGCACAGCCCUGACUCCCAGGCGCUGAGACUGUUGCCUGGUUACCCAGGAAGCUGCUGUUCCGGCUGCCCAGCCUUUCUCUGAGCCAGCGGAUGCACAGUCCGUGGCGUUCUUCAGGCUUAUUGAUGAUGCUUUUUGCAAAUGUUGAAUCAUGGUUCUGUUUCUAAGUUGGAUCUUUUUUGUUUUCUCCUUGCCACCCUAAUUUGACAUCAAAAUUCUCUCUUGUGCAUUGGGCCCUGGGUCAUUCAAACCCAGGUCACCUCAUUCCCCUUCUCUGUUCACACCUAAUGUCUUGAAGAGUAGGUAGCAGCAGUGUGGGCUGAACCUAGGCCAGCUUGCUCAGCGGGUCACCCUGCUGUGAAGUCCUGGCAGGUGUUGGUAAUGUGUGGAAAUGCAGUCAGCAAGUUUGCUGGGGAGUUUGAUAAAAGUAUAAAACAAAACAAAAAAAGCCUCGGUAUAAUUUUGUUCCACGACUUCUUCUGUAGCUUUACACCAGAAGGAAGGAAGGAAUGGGCUACAGCAGGUAGUGGAGGAAGAGGGGGGGUGAGCAGGUGUAUUAAAAUAGCUUACGGGUAAGGCCUAAAAGGUCACCCCUCGGCCCCCUCUCCAAAAGAAGGGCAUGGGCACCCCCAGGAGAGGAUGGCCCCAAAAACCUUAUUUUUAUACAUAAGAGUAAAUAAACAUAUAUUUUUUACAAAAAUAACUUCUGAAUUUAUCAGUGUUUUGCCGUUAAAAAUAUUCCUCUAUAGUAAAUUAUUUAUUGGAAGAUGACUUUUUUAAAGCUGCCGUUUGCCUUGGCUUGGUUUCAUACACUGAUUUAUUUUUCUAUGCCAGGCAGUAGAGUCUCUCUGCCUCUGAGGAGCAGGCUACCCGCAUCCCACUCAGCCCCUCCCUACCCCUCAAGAUUUGAUGAAAAUUCCAACCAUGAGGAUGGGUGCAUCGGGGAAGGGUGAGAAGGAGAGCCUGCCUGCUCAGGGAUCCAGGCUUGUAGAGUCACUCCCUGCCCGUCUCCCAGAGAUGCUUCACCAGCACCUGCCUCUGAGACCUCGCUCUCUGUUCCAGCAACCCUGGUUGGGGGGUCAGACUUGAUACACUUUCAGGUUGGGAGUGGACCCACCCCAGGGCCUGCUGAGGACAGAGCAGCCAGGCCGUCCUGGCUCACUUUGCAGUUGGCACUGGGUUGGGGAGGAAGAGAGCUGAUGAGUGUGGCUUCCCUGAGCUGGGGUUUCCCUGCUUGUCCAGUUGUGAGCUGUCCUCGGUGUUACCGAGGCUGUGCCUAGAGAGUGGAGAUUUUUGAUGAAAGGUGUGCUCGCUCUCUGCGUUCUAUCUUCUCUCUCCUCCCUGUUCCUGCAAACCACAAGAAAAGGUAGUGGUGUGUCUCGACCCCAUCAGCCUCUCACCCACUCCCAGACACACACAAGUCCUCAAAAGUUUCAGCUCCGUGUGUGAGAUGCGCAGGUUUUUUCUAGGGGGUAGGGGGAGACUAAAAUCGAAUAUAACUUAAAAUGAAAGUAUACUUUUUAUAAUUUUUCUUUUUAAAACUUGGUGAAAUUAUUUCAGAUACAUAUUUUAGUGUCAAGGCAGAUUAGUUAUUUAGCCACCAAAAAAAAGUAUUGUGUACAAUUUGGGGCAGUCACAAAGUUGUGUAUUUUAUGUUACAAUAAAGCCUUCCUCUGAAGGGA
Molecule: messenger RNA, 5227 nt
Organism: Pan troglodytes (chimpanzee)
Lineage: Eukaryota; Metazoa; Chordata; Mammalia; Primates; Hominidae
Gene: STAT5B
Product: signal transducer and activator of transcription 5B
Exons: 19
Coding region: 358-2721 (787 amino acids)
Biological process (GO): signal transduction; regulation of DNA-templated transcription
Molecular function (GO): DNA-binding transcription factor activity; DNA binding
Source: RefSeq, a predicted model, not a curated record